AUGGAUUUCAAUAAUUUAGACGAGCAGAUAUCACCCAAUAUGGAGAUCUUCCAGCCGACCAAAGUAGAUACGUUUAUCAUCAAGGCAUUCAAGAUUGUGACAGGCGGGACUAUCUUAAACAGUUAUCAUAUUACAACGUCUUCGUCGAGUCCUUUAAAUAAUGGUAACAGUGGUAAUGCGACUAAUGAUCAAGACGAAACGGAUACAGAAGGAUUGAAUAAUGGGAAAGUUCAAAGGCGAAAGAGGAAAGGGUCCACAAUCCAUCCACAAUAUUCGAAGACGUUCGUCAAAUUAUCGAAGAUAUAUAAUUCGUUGUUAUCAAGUGGACUUUUUGGUGAUAUUUCGACUUCGCCGAAAUCCGAUAUUGAACUAUUUCAAAGAUUCCAACAGAUAUUAAAAGAAUUAGAAUUGAAUUUUGAGAUGAGUCCGUACUCUAAAUACUUCAACAAAGUCAGUGAAACACUGUUCCAAGUGAAAGAAGACAAUGAAUUGACUAUCAAUGACCCAUUUUGGAUUAGUUUAACUGAGUCAAUUCUCAAUUAUUAUAACCCUAGAACAGGGAAAAUCAUCAAUCAAGGUCGAAAGAAAAAUAUUGUCAAGAGAAACGUGUCUGCUGGGAAGAGUAAUAUUUCAACGGAGAACGCAAAUAAUAAUAAUAAUAAUAAUAAUAAUAAUAAUAAUAAUAAUGAUUUUUUUAAUGUAACUAAUAAUAUGCUGAAUGACCCUACUUUAUCUUUACAAUUGCAAAGGAAAUUGCAAAUGAUACCGCAGGAUGUAUCUUCAAGAUCCCUAAAUGGAUACUAUACACAGCCAACUAGUCCUGGAUCAGGAGGGUUCCCAUUCAACUUGGGAGGAACUGACGAUGAUGAUAUAUUGGGUAAUAAUUUUAAUAAUGAUACUGCGGGUAUUCAAUUCAAUUCGAAUGAUGGUAGCAAUAAUAACAAUAAUAAUAAUAAUAAUAAUAAUAACGGAAACAUACCAUUACCAAAUGGGACUAACGGCAACUUCAGUUAUAUGAAUCAUAAAAAAAGAAGAUCCCUAGGAUCAUUGACUUUAGAUGAAUCGGCUGUGGAUGAUUUAUUACGAUUUACCAAUAUAAAUAAAAAACAAAGAACACCGCAAUCUUUCAAUAAUAUUAUUGAUGAUUUUAGAUUUCCAAGUAAUAGUGGACCUGUAGAGAAAGGUCCCCUGACAAAAAUGAAUAAUGUGGAAGUAAUGAAGGAAUCUGGCGCAGGAACGAGUGGUAAUACAAGUGAUAAUAUUAAUAUGACAAAUAUAAAUUCUAACGGACCCUUAACAUCGUCAUCACUUCCAGGGAAUGGCAUCAACACGGGGACCGAUCAGAAUUCAACAGCAAAUUCAGUUUCAAAUACAAAUAUGACGAAUGUUACCGAGACGAAUUCCAAUGGUCAAUCCGUAAUGGAACAAGUGUCUAAUAAUAAUGCCAAUGUUAGUGGGGCUGGUAUGUUGGCGACCCUAGAAAACGAUUUAGUUAAUUCUAAUGGCAAGCAAAAUGUUGUGGGCACGAUGAACGGUAAUAACAUAGACCCAAUUUCCAUGAAUAGUGCGAACAUGUCUGACUCAGGUAGGAUAAACACGAUGCAGAUCACACCUGAAAGUACCAUGAACUCUAACACUGCCAAUAUUAACAUGAGCUCCCAUACUGGGGAAUCGAGGUCAACUUGUGCCAGUACUAGUGCGAUAACUGGUAGUGCAUUUUCUGGACAAGACAAUAAGGGGGUCAUGCAUAACUCGAUGACGAAUGCUCCUAUGUUUGACACACUCUUUCAAGAACUACAUGGAAAAUAUGAAGCUAUUCUAAUGGAAAAGGAUAAGAGGAUAGGCUCUCUGGAGGCAGAACUAGAAUCGCAGAGACAGGAAACUAUGUGGCUACGGAAAAUGCUCAUCGAAGAUAUGGGUUACAUAAGAAGUUUCUUGCAAAACACACAGACCUGA
This is a messenger RNA of Maudiozyma barnettii, 1956 nucleotides long. RefSeq lists its product as uncharacterized. The transcript has a single exon. The record is from RefSeq and is a predicted model, not a curated record. Lineage: Eukaryota; Fungi; Ascomycota; Saccharomycetes; Saccharomycetales; Saccharomycetaceae. Bases 1 to 1956 code for a protein of 651 amino acids.